CUUACAGAGCAAGAUCGAGACAAUAUCCGUGCAUUUCAGUUGAAAUUGUUAUCGUGCAUGCCAUGGCGAAUGUACAACGCAAUGCGAACAUCCUUCGAUCACAAGAUAUCAAUUGAUUCAGAGUGGAUCAUUCUUCGCUGUUUAGCUCUCCUUUCAGAGAUUGAGCCACGAGCAAUUGAUUGUUGUGUAAAUUUGUGUAUCGCCUACACAAGAGAGCACAGUCUACGCGAGGACUGCCCAUACUGCAAUGAAGCAAGGUUCACAUCUUCACGUCAACCUCAUCAUACUUUCUCAUACCUUCCCCUCAUCCCUCGACUGCAGGCAUUCUUCCAGAAUAAAGCUAUGAUCAAUCUGCUCAGAUACCGUUCCGAGUUUGAGCCUCACCCGACACGCAUACAUGAUGUUUUUGAUUCAUCCUGGUACCGGAAGCUGCUGAGAAAACAUGUUGUUGUGGAUGGGACAAAUCGGAACCACAAGUACUUCAAUUCAGAGUAUGAUCUUGCACUGGCUAUGUGCACUGAUGGCUACCUUUUUUUUCAAAUGUCAUCGUGGUGGCCCAUCUGCUACUCCCAUUCUACUCGUCAAUCCAAAUCUCCCCCCCUGAUAUUUGGACUCACGUGGAGAAUCUUAUUUGCCUAG
This is a messenger RNA of Suillus discolor, 639 nucleotides long. RefSeq lists its product as uncharacterized. The record is from RefSeq and is a predicted model, not a curated record. Lineage: Eukaryota; Fungi; Basidiomycota; Agaricomycetes; Boletales; Suillaceae. The annotation marks the transcript as partial. The transcript has a single exon.